Molecule: messenger RNA, 2893 nt
Organism: Hevea brasiliensis (rubber tree)
Lineage: Eukaryota; Viridiplantae; Streptophyta; Magnoliopsida; Malpighiales; Euphorbiaceae
Product: linoleate 9S-lipoxygenase 6
Exons: 9
Coding region: 230-2761 (843 amino acids)
Biological process (GO): lipid oxidation
Molecular function (GO): protein binding; metal ion binding; oxidoreductase activity, acting on single donors with incorporation of molecular oxygen, incorporation of two atoms of oxygen
Source: RefSeq, a predicted model, not a curated record
UCAUUCUAGAUUGUGUCAAAGCAACAUCAAAGCAAUCUUAGCAUGCCAAAUUUCCCCAGAACCAAUCAGAAAUAGCUAAUCUUUUAAGAAAGGCACAUGUACUUGAAUUUCCCAAGUCAUCAAUUCCUAUUACCAAAGUUUUACUCAGCCAAAUUCUUCAGGUCUCAUACAGGAAUUCUUUCUGGGAGUAGAGAUUGAGCAUAACCAAGAAAAGAACAAAGAAAUAAACAUGGAACCCCAUGGGCCAUGCUCCAGCCUGCAAACAUGUAUGAAAGCCAUCCACAGCAAGAUUAAUCAUUCCACUAAGCGAUGUAUUAUCAAGGGAAAAUUUGUCAUUCUUCAAACUCAAGGGCAAUCAGGUCCUGGAAAAUCAGGAUCUGUACAGAUCUAUAGCAGCAAUGCAAUCGACCCAAGCACAGGCAAAGGGAAGUUGAGCCCGAAAGCCUACCUCAAGCAUGGAAAGAGCAAAAAGCGUGAUGGCGUGAAAACUAUAACAUAUCAAAUAAAGCUCUACACCGAGCCAGAGUUUGGAAUUCCAGGAGCAUUUCUCAUAACCAACCAACAUAAACAUGAAUUCUUCCUUGAAUAUGCAACUCUUGAAGUUCUAGACAAUCAUCUCAUCCACUUUGAAUGCAGGUCUUGGGUAUACCCUGUCCAGAAGACAAAAUCAGACCGAUUGUUCUUCUCAAACGCUAGUUAUCUGCCGAACCAAACACCUGGUGCUUUGGUGGAAUUAAGAAAGUCGGAACUUACAAGCCUGAGAGGCGAUGGAACUGGAGAGAGGAAGGAAUGGGAUCGAAUCUAUGAUUAUGAUUACUACAAUGAACUUGGUCGUCCAGAUAAAGGUCAACAACACAAUAGACCAAUAUUGGGUGGCACUGAAUCACAUCCAUAUCCUCGAAGGGGAAGAACAGGUUACCCUCCAAGCAGCACUGAUCCUUCUACUGAAAGCCGGCCAGAAAUUAUCGACUUGGAUGUGUAUGUUCCUUCAGAUGAGCGAUUUGGCCCCAAAAGACUUUCAGAGCUCAUAUCAAAUUCAGUCCGGGCUACUGUACAUUUCCUUAUCCCCGAAGCAAGUUCCCUACUCAAACAAGGAUCAAGUAAUUUCAAGUCAAUUGAGGAGAUACGUAACCUGUUCUAUAGAAAGAGAAAUCCAAUAAAGGGAACGGUCACAGACAAAAUAAAGAAAUUGGUAACAGAUGAGCUUUUUAAAGAAAUUAUUCAUGCAACCAAAGAGUCCAUAGAAUUCCCAUUGCCUCAAAUUAUAACAGAAAACGAAUUAGCCUGGAAGGAUGAUGAAGAGUUUGGACAUCAGAUGCUUGCAGGAAUUAAUCCAGCACGAAUUCGAAGUUUGCAGAGGUUCCCACCAGAAGGCAGUACAAUAGAGGCAUCAGACAUAGAGCACAACCUAAAUGGUUUGACUCUCGCCGAGGCAAUGAGACAAUGGAGGAUAUUCAUCUUGGAUCACCAUGACUAUCUCAUGCCCUUUUUAGACAGAAUAAACACAAAAGAUGUCUGUGCUUAUGCAUCUAGGACACUACUAUUCUUACAAAAUGAUGCCACACUAAAACCAGUAGCAAUAGAGCUGAGCUUGCCUGGGUCUCUUGAGGACAACGGGACCAGUUGGGUGUUCCACCCAGCAAUUGAAGGCACAGAAGCAGCAAUUUGGCAGUUUGCCAAAGCUCAUGUUGCAGCUAAUGACUCAGCCUACCAUCAACUAAUCAGCCAUUGGUUGCACACCCAUGCAGUAGUUGAGCCAUUCAUUAUUGCAACUAGAAGGCAAUUGAGUGUGAUGCAUCCAAUUCACCGGCUAUUAGAUCCACAUUUCAAAGACACUAUGCAUAUCAAUGCAUUGGCUCGGAGUAUCCUUAUUAACUCUGGAGGAAUCCUUGAGAAGACACUGUUUACUGGUGAAAUAUCCAUGGAAUUGUCUUCUGAACUCUAUAAAGAUUGGAGAUUUGAUGAACAAGCUCUCCCUGCAGAUCUUCUCAAAAGACGACUGGCCUUGAAAGACCCAGACAAUCCCACUGGGGUUCAGCUCCUCUUUGAGGAUUAUCCCUAUGGUGCAGAUGGACUUGAAAUAUGGCGUGCCAUUAAGACAUGGGUCAGAGACUUUUGCUCCAUUUUCUACAAAGACGAUGAUUCAGUCAGUUCUGACAUAGAAAUCCAAGAAUGGUGGUCAGAAAUUAAAAAUGUAGGUCAUGGUGAUAAGCACAAUGAAACAUGGUGGUAUGAAAUGAAAACUCUCUCCAACCUAACAGAGGCUCUAACAACUCUCAUAUGGAUUGCAUCAGCCCUUCACGCCUCGGUUAAUUUUGGGCAAUAUGCAUAUGCCAGUUACCCUCCUAAUCGUCCCAUGCUAUGUCGGAGAUUCAUUCCAAAUGAAGGGGAGAUAGAAUUUGCUGAAUUCCUAAGAGAUCCAGAUAAAUACUAUCUGAAUAUGUUGCCUGAAAGAUUUGAAACAACCCUUGGCAUAGCAUUAACGGCAGUCCUCUCACAGCACAGCUCUGAUGAAGUGUACUUGGGACAGAGGCCAUUAGAGUGGACUGACAAUAAAGAAGUUAGGCAAAAAUUUGAGAAGUUCAAUGAAGAUCUUAAAGAGAUUGAAAAGAACAUCUCCAAGAGGAAUGCAAAUCCCAUGUUGAAGAACAGAUGGGGCCCUGCCAAGAUACCUUACAAACUUCUUCACCCAGACACAUCAAAUGUUGAAUCCAAAGCAGGCAUCACAGGUAAAGGGAUCCCUAACAGCAUAACCAUUUGACAUAUAUUCAUUAUACUGUAAACUUCAAAUGAUAACUGUAAAUAUGAAGUGAUUGUCCAAAACACUUGUUAUAAAAUUGCUCAAGCAUCUGAGGCACCACUUUGUUCUGGUCUAACCCUAGCCAUCAUUACA